ACCUCUUUCUCAUACCUCCACCUGUAGAGUUUAGGAGGCCGUUGCCAUGGAGCCGGCUUGGCGACAGCAGGGCAGGGGGCGUGGCCGGAGUCAGGAGGUUCAGAGUGAGAGGUCCCGCCCCCCGCAGAAGGAGAGAGAGAGGCCGGGGGGCGCUGGAGGAGGAGCUUGGGGGGGAGGGAGAGGAGGGAGGACGAUGACGAAGACUGCAACGCCACCUGAUCCUCCAAAAGCUGCGUCCGUCCAGUCGAAGUUCGACGAGAUCAGGAAGUCCAACCAGGCCGCUGCUCAGCGAUUGGUGGAGAGCCAAAUCAGCUCCUCCUCCUCAGAGGACGACGACAAUGACGAAAAUGUAGCCGUUGACCAUCAGGAUGGAAAGCGAGGGAAGAUCCUGGAGUCGACUUUCACCACCUACGCCGACCAGACGGGUGGUGAUGUCACAGGUCUGGCCAGAACAGGUCAGUAUGUCAGUGACCUGUUUCAGUCGGGAGCUCUCACCUGUCUGAUCUGCAUCGCCUCCGUCAAGAGGACACAGGCGGUGUGGAGCUGCUCCAGCUGUUUCUCUCUCUUCCACCUGCCCUGCAUUCAGAAGUGGGCCAAAGACUCGGCCUUCCUCGUCUCCUCCGUCACCGAUGACGACUUCGGUCAGAAGCAGCACCCCUGGCCCUGUCCAAAGUGUCGAGCUGAAUAUCCUCCCAGUGCGACGCCCAACAGGUACAUGUGUUACUGUGGGAAGCUGCAGGAUCCUCCAGCUGAUCCCUGGUUGUCUCCUCACUCCUGCGGCUCCGUCUGUCAGAAGGAGCUCAAACCCACCUGUGGACACAACUGCCUGCUGCUCUGUCACCCCGGUCCCUGCCCUCCGUGUCCAAAGAUGGUGUCAGUGUCCUGUCUGUGUGGAAAAGCUAAGCCCCUCCCCCGUCGCUGUAGCAACAAGGCCUGGUCAUGUCAGCAACAGUGCAACAAGUUGUUACCCUGCAAGCAGCACACCUGUACACAAUCCUGUCACACAGAGUGUUCUCCCUGUCCCAGAGUCAGUGUUCAGAAGUGUGUGUGUGGUCGAGAGCGGACAGAAAGACCCUGUGCUGCCCCCAAGUGGAACUGUCAGCAGGUGUGUGGUGCUCCUCUCUCCUGUGGUAAUCAUUCCUGUGAGGUGUUGUGUCAUGAUGGAGUUUGUCCUCCUUGUCCUCGCUCCGUCAGCAGAUCGUGUCCGUGUGGAAAGAGCAAGUCCUCUCUGCCGUGCACAGAGGAAGUGAUGCCGUGUGGUGACACGUGUGACCGCCGCCUGUCUUGUGAAAAACACACCUGUUCCAUGAGGUGUCACCGAGGGAGCUGUGAGACCUGCAGACAGGAGGUGGAGAAGGAGUGCAGGUGUGGUAAAUACAGGAAGUUGAUGCCGUGUCAUAAAGAAUACCUGUGUGACUCCAAGUGUCCAAAAACCAGGAGCUGCCAGAGACACCAGUGCAGGAGGAAGUGUUGCCCUGGUAACUGCCCUCCAUGUGAUCAGAGCUGUGGUCGAACUCUCGGCUGCCGCAACCACAAGUGUCCCUCCGGCUGUCACCCAGGUAGCUGUUACCCGUGCCCGGAGUCGGUGGAGGUCAGGUGUUCGUGCGGUGUCACCGCGUUGUCGGUCCCCUGUGGGCGAGAGAGGAGCACUAAACCGCCCCGCUGCAAGGAGCCCUGCAGGUCUCCUCCCUCCUGCCACCACCCGACCAGAGAGGCCCACAGGUGUCACCCCGGGCCCUGCCCCCCUUGCAGACUCACCUGCCUGCUGUCUCUGCCCGGCUGCAGACACACCUGUCCCCAGCCCUGCCACGACGUGGUGCUGGUCAAGUCCCAACAGGUGCAGUUAGCCGGUCCCUGGGAGCAGCCGACCGGACCGGCGUUUGUGAAGAAAGCUCUGCCGUGUCCGGCGUGUGGGGUCCCUAUACCCACGGCCUGUUUUGGAGAACACGAGGUGAGCCCCGUGCCGUGUCAUCGUCAGGGUCGUUUCUCCUGUUCACGGCCUUGUGGUCGACCGCUCACCUGUGGAAAUCACGACUGCACCAAGGAGUGUCACCUGGUUACCCAUGGCAACAAGUGUGAAGUGUGUGAGGAGGGCUGCUCUAAGCCCCGCCCCCCUGGCUGCCCCCACACCUGCGCUCGCCCCUGUCACCCCGGCAACUGCCCCACCUGCAGCCAGAUGAUCCGCCAGCGCUGCCACUGCAAGAUCAGCAUGCUCUACGUGGAGUGCACGAAGUUGACGACAGCUGAUGAACAGACGAAGGUGAAGCUGGGCUCCUGCAACAACCAGUGUCCUAAAGAGCUGGGCUGUGGUCAUCGCUGUAAGCAGGUGUGUCAUCCCGGAGAGUGUGAGGAGAAAUGUCAGCAGAGGGUGAAGCUCAGGUGUCCCUGCAGGAGGAUCAAAAAGGAGUUCCCCUGUUCACAGGCGGAUCAAUGUGUUCAGUGUGACGACACCUGCAGCGACCAGCAGAAGAAAGUCAGCCAGCUGAAGGAGGCGGAGCAGAAAGCGGCUCAAGAGGAGGAGCAGAAGAAGCUUCAGGAGGAGCUGGAGGCGUUCGAGAAGCGUCAGCAGCGAGGAGGGAGGCGGAGCAAGAAGCGGGGGAGGAGGGAGGAGGUGGACGACGAGCAAGGGAGGAUGGGGAGGUGGUGGAGGAGGUGUGCUGCCUUUGUCCUCGUCCCGCUCGGUGGUGCUCUGCUGUCCGCCGCCGCCUACUACCUCCUGACCACGCCCUCAUAAACACGUAAACAUGGCGUGAUCCUGCAGGAGGUCGACCCUUUAUCGGUUUUAAAGGUUUCAAAGGAGCGAAGGAGAUAUUACAACUUAAACAAAACAACGACUAGGGCUGCCAGCAUUAACUAGUUCCUGUUAUUUUGUCCCUUCAGGCUCUCCGUAGAUACUCGUCCUCAGUGUCUCCCUGUAGUCUCAGUGAUGUAAAAGAAGAACACUGCUGCAUCUUUGAAUGUCUCAUUUCACUCUUAACAAACUCUCAGACAGUAAUAUCCACCUGAUGACAUCACACAUUGACCUUAUGACAUCACACACUGACCUGAUGACAUCACACAUUGACCUGAUGACAUCACACAUUGACCUUAUGACAUCACACAUUGACCUUAUGACAUCACACACUGACCUGAUGACAUCACACACUGACCUGAUGACAUCACACACUGACCUUAUGACAUCACACAUUGACCUGAUGACAUCACACACUGACCUUAUGACAUCACACAUUGACCUUAUGACAUCACACAUUGACCUGAUGACAUCACACACUGACCUUUGUUACCGUUCCUUUGAGCUGUCUGACCUCACUUUGGGAUCUCUAACCACUUCCUGUUUCUGUGCUCAAUUUUUUGUCUUAAAUAUCAUGAAAGCUCCAACGAGAUUUAGUUUUCAGAAUAAUCACAAUUCAAACCCUUAAAAAAAAAUUUUCAAAGUUUAUUUUGUUUGUGAUGUUUUGACUCCAGACGUUCAACAGAAGAGAAGCUUGGGUAAAAGUUGUCCAAAUUUUAAUCCUGAACGAGGUGAAAGUAUUUCUAUGUUAAAGGUGCAGAAUCUGAAAUAAAGUGUUAAAGUCUCAAAAA
This is a messenger RNA of Labrus mixtus (cuckoo wrasse), 3582 nucleotides long. It is a transcript of the gene nfxl1, whose product is annotated as nuclear transcription factor, X-box binding-like 1. Gene Ontology annotation, cellular component: nucleus. The coding region runs from base 47 to 2734 and encodes 895 amino acids. The record is from RefSeq and is a predicted model, not a curated record. NCBI's taxonomy places the organism in Eukaryota, Metazoa, Chordata, Actinopteri, Labriformes, Labridae. Gene Ontology annotation, molecular function: RNA polymerase II transcription regulatory region sequence-specific DNA binding; DNA-binding transcription factor activity, RNA polymerase II-specific; zinc ion binding. The transcript has 24 exons. Gene Ontology annotation, biological process: regulation of DNA-templated transcription.